Erinaceus europaeus (western European hedgehog) is the source of this 1133-nucleotide messenger RNA. Its product is annotated as leucine-rich repeat flightless-interacting protein 1-like. The annotation marks the transcript as partial. Gene Ontology annotation, biological process: regulation of transcription by RNA polymerase II. The transcript has 13 exons. Gene Ontology annotation, molecular function: RNA polymerase II cis-regulatory region sequence-specific DNA binding; DNA-binding transcription factor activity, RNA polymerase II-specific. Lineage: Eukaryota; Metazoa; Chordata; Mammalia; Eulipotyphla; Erinaceidae. The record is from RefSeq and is a predicted model, not a curated record.
GGGACACGGGGCGGGGCCCGGGGGCCGACGAGGCGGGGACUCGGGGACUCGGGGCGGCCCGGGAUGGUCAGCCCCGCCCGGCCACCUGCGCCCCGCCCCGGCCGCGCCCGAGCCUCCGAGCGGGAAGCGAGCGCCUGGGCACCGCACCCACCCCGCCGCUCCGCGCCCUGCAUCCCGCUUCCCGGCCCGGCCCGCGGCGGACGUUUGUCCGGCACGAUGACCAACCCCGCGGCCGCGCAGAGCCAGGACAUCGACUGCCUGAGCCCCGAGGCGCAGAGGCUGGCGGAGGCCCGGCUGGCAGCCAAGCGUGCGGCCCGGGCAGAGGCCCGGGAGAUCCGGAUGAAGGAGCUGGAGCGACAGCAGAAGGAGAUCUAUCAGGUUCAAAAGAAAUACUAUGGGCUGGAGUCCAAGUGGGGACACAUCGAGCAGUGGAUGGAAGACAGCGAGCGCUACUCUCACCGGCCGAGGACAACCCCCUUGGCAUCUGAGGAAGACGAGCUCCUGUCAGUGGGCAGCCGUGGGAGCCGGCUGCAGCCGGACCUGGAGUUCAGGGGUCCUUACAGCUGGACCAACGGUCACGACGCAGAAUCAUACGCAGCACAGGCCCUGCCGAGCAGAAGACCCGUGAGGCCCUCGGAGCACGGUGGCCACCUCAACUCCUGCUCCCGGGCCAGCUCUGCACGUGCCAGCCCCCUGGUGGAGGAGAGACCUGACAAAGACUUCGCCGAGAAGGGGGCCCGCAACCUGCCCGGCCUGUCGGCGGCCACGCUGGCCUCUCUGGGGGGGACGUCCUCCCGGAGGGGCAGUGGGGACACGUCCGUCUCCUUGGACACCGAGGCGUCCAUCCGCGAGAUGAAGGACCUCAGUGAUCUCAGGGACCAGGUUCAGGACGUGGAAGGCAGAUGCAUGCAGGGCCUGCGGGAGAUGAAGGACUCGCUGGUGGAGGCGGAAGACAAGUACAGGAAGGCCAUGGUGUCCAACGCGCAGCUGGACAACGAGAAGACCAACUUCAUGUACCAGGUGGACGCGCUCAAGGACCUACUGCUCGAGCUGGAGGAACAGCUGGCCGAGGCCCAGAGGCAGCACGAGGACAAGAGCAGGGUGAGGGCGCCACGGGCUCACAGACGAGCAGG